This is a messenger RNA of Linum trigynum, 3439 nucleotides long. NCBI's taxonomy places the organism in Eukaryota, Viridiplantae, Streptophyta, Magnoliopsida, Malpighiales, Linaceae. The record is from the annotation of a GenBank genome assembly.
UCGUGAUUGAAAAUUUUGGUUAUGAAAAUUUGCGGUGAAAAAGUCUAACAAAAACUAAGUGAAGUCAUCAUUGAUUGGAUUCAAUCAAGCCUCCAUUGGACUGAUUCAUUAAGCCAUAACUUUCCAUUUAAUGCAAAGAGACCAGACAAAUGGUCUUGUCACUUGUGUUUAUCUAGAGGUAGGACAUGGAUAAGGAGAACUGGAUAAGUGAGGAUAUGAUGAUAUCUCAGUUUCUAGUCAUUGGUAGUGUUUAAUUCAAUUGAUUUGAGAGACGAAUGAAAGUGUAUGCUUUUUGGUGUCAUGAAAAUAACAAGAGACUGAGUGAGAGACGAGAGUAAUCUAAACUGGAUAGCCAAAAUUGGGUUUGAUGUGGACCUUCUUAGUUAUCAAAGAUCAAGGAAGAACCAAAGUAUGCGAGCUAUAUUUAUUUAGUUUUUAAUUUUCAUAAUUUUAUUGAUAUUUCGAUAUAUAACCUUUCACAAUCCUAUAAUCGCAAAUAGCAAAUAACACUCCAAAAUGAAUCACGAUACAUUUUGAUAUUAAAUUCAAUAUCAAACUUCCCGCCGUACAUGGGAAGAGUGUGCCAAGCCCGACCCGUCCUUUUAUUGGGCCUUCGUGUUCGUGGGUUCAUUCCGAAGCCUACCAGCUCUUGCCUCUUUAGCGCUUCAUGAGCUGGUCGAGAUCGGAAGCAUCAGAUAGCUGCAGAACUUUCACCAGCAAAACUACUAAACCCUAGAGAAACCCCUAAACAAUCGAAGUCAAGCCAGGGCAAACCUCCGAAUCAAGAGACUACCAGAAGAAGACUAAGGUCAAAGAACCCAAAAAAUGGUUCCAGGGCUGAGACAAUUCACCGACCGUACCGGCGAAGGUGCCGGUGUGCCGGUGCUCGACGUUGAAAAUGGCGAGGAGCUGAAGCACGUGGAGCCCGGCGUCGCCAUUGUUAUCGCCAAUCGCUCCCCGGAAUCUACCGGAACUCUCUACAUCUCCUCCAGGAAGGUGGUUUGGUUGAGCGAUGUGGAUAGGGAAAAGGGCUAUGCUGUUGAUUUCUUGGCUCUGUCGCUCCACGCUGUGUCGAGGGAUCCGGAUGCGUUUCCUUCUCCUUGUAUUUAUGCUCAGAUUGAGACAGGAGUUGAUGAAGGUGAUUCGGAUAGCUCAGAUUCUGAGUGUGAAGAAACUUUGGACUUGUCCAAAGUAACAGAGAUGAGGCUUGUUCCUUCUGACCCAAACCAGCUGGAUACUCUGUUCCAGAUCUUCUGUGAGUGUGCUGAGCUCAAUCCGGAACCAAUUGAAGAAGAUGAAGGGUUCGGCGGCAACAACUGGGUUUUCAGUGCUGACAUGAUGGCUGGUGACGGAGCAGAUGUGGAAGCCCCCGAAUGGUUCUCCCCAACCAGCUCCAUUGGCCAUUCAAAUGGGGAUCAUGACCUGGCUCGUACUGUGCUUGAGCUGCAAAUCAAUGAUCAACGAUUUGAAGAUGCGGAAGAGAUGGAACGUGAAAACGAGAACAGCCGUGAAUCGUGAUUGACUUCUUUGACUGAUGGCUGGAUGUUGGAGUGUGUGUUUUAACAGCGAUUCUACAUCUCAGAAGGCUAUCAAUGGUUAAUGUAAAUCAAAGACUUUGCAUUUGGCUUUUGAAUCUGUAACCAGAGGGAUAGGGGGUUGGCACUAGAUGUGUAACAGUUGGUGAAUCAGCUGGGUGUAUCUGUAAUGCAAAGAGAUUCCAUGGCGCCUCAAAUUGUGGAGUUCAAAGACGAUCAGGACUGGUUGGCCAUUGCGUCGAGAAAAAAGGCACUAGUUAAAUUUUCCCUCUUGAUAAGGAAUUUUACAGACGGAUUGACUAAUAUGUAUGCAAGGGAUGACCUGUCCUUUUUAUCAUAAAGCAUGACUCGACUCUACUGUCACUCCAGGAAUUGGCCAAGUGAAACCACUUCCUAAAGCGUAGUAUAGCGGGUUUGGGUUUAAUUAUCAACCCGGGUCCUAAAUAUGAUGACUACUCAGUGAAUUCUUGUUAUCUAGCAAUGAAACUGGAAUGCAAGUCUAAACUAUCAAACUAACAAAGCAAGUAAACGGUUGUAUUCAGGUUAAAGAGGUCACCCGGAUAUGGUUCCCCCUAGACUGCAGUUAAGCCGGAUUUUAAUUACCAAGUUCAGUUUCUAUGAUAGUUAUACUGCGGAAGGUUCUCAAACAGCCUGAAGUCUCGACUAAAGGUCUUCAGACCCUCCCAAUCUGAGUCUCUAGCGGGCGACUAACCUCCACCGGAGUAAACAGAUUGAGGCCCUAAGAACAAAACCUCCACUACCGGAGUAAAUCCGGUACAGAAUAGUGAGUUGGCUCCUCGACUAAAGUCACCAACUCCCUACCUUCAAUCAAGGAUACUCUAUUAACCUAGUCAGAUAUUCUCAUUCUAGGUUAAAGCAGAAACAACAGGAAUUUGAUCAGGAUUCAAGUCAUUCAAUCAAACAAACCUCAAUCGAAUAUAAUCAAUCAUAGAAUCAUUACUUGGGUUCAUACAAUCAAAGCCUAACAUACAAAUCUAGGGUUCUCCAUACCCAGAUGAAUGGGAGAACUACUCCAUAGAGAAGAAAGCAAAAGCAGAAUCAGACGCGGAAUUCAUACUGUGAAGGAUGGAUUCCUGCUUCUGGACGUUGAUCGGCACUUCUCCAAGCUCAAACUGGCCUCCAAUGGUGUUGAAGAUCAAUCUAGGGCGCUUGGAGACUCUUGUUCGUCGCUUUCUCUCUCUAGGAACUGAUCUCUCUCUCUAAAACUCGAAUUCCCUUGAAUUGUGGCUGAAAAUCUGCUUAAAAGCAUUAGUGGCCAAAGCACGGUCGAGGGCACGGCCGUGCUUUGCCUGACUCCGCCCGUGUCUCGGCCAGGGCUUAAUUACACGGCCAGCAAGUGGGUUAAACACGGCCGUGCUUCGCGUUGGACACGACCGUGCUUUGGUGGAACACGGCCGUGCUUCGGUGCCCGUGUUUGCAGCUGAAUUGGCCAAACUGAAUUUGCUCUCGGCAUAAAAAGCACGGCCAGCAGUACACGGCCGUGUAAUGCCUUAGGCUGCACGUGUUUUGGCUCCAGCUCACCGAAAUGACUUCCGAAUGCCCCGAAACUCGCGCUUAGCCUUCCCUUUGACACCUGGGACCUGAAACAUGACAAAAUAGCACAACCCGGCAUAAAAUAGGCCACAACACACGACUAUGCCCCUCAAACGGAUAAGAACUAGGGGCGCAAACAUGUGCAAUUACAUUGUUAUCAAAGCACUUGCAGUUGCAAUUCAUAAUCUUUCAGUUACCAGAUAGUGAAACAAGGUUAAAGAUUUCAUGUUAGAACAUAGAACACCAAGUGAAGGGAUCUUGGCUGUGGCAAUUUUAUCAUUUGGCAUUAGAGGCUUCUUUCCGACACAAACCAGUGUUGGCAAACUAUGAACUAAACCUGUGAGCAAAGU